GAACUCAGGGCCUCAUGCUUGCUAGGCAGGUGCUCUACCACUCCAGCCACACCUCCAUCAUGAACUCAUUGAGUAAUGGUGCUUAUUGAGUAAAAACGUGAGGCCUUUCAGUGUAGUCCCACCCAUUUUAUUUUUUUAAAAGUUGAUGGGCCAAAUUUCUGACUCCCAGGGUUCUUGUUUAUAAGAAAUCUCACUUGUUUUUCCCUGCCUGGUAUUGUCAUGUCCCUUAAAAGCCUAGCAUUCUCUCUCUAUUUCAACAGUCAGUGAAAGCAGUCCAAUGGGUGAAGAUCUUCAGAAAGAAGACUGUAGAGAAAAGUCUUCAAAGGGUGAUGCAGUGGACUAUCCCUUGGUCUCUGAACAACUUUCAGGUUGCCAUGAAGAAAGAUUAAAUAUACCUGUUCCUCAGCAAAGGAAAAUGAGAAAUCUUUUGGUUACAAUUGAAAAUGAUACUCCACUAGAGGAGCUCUCAAAAUAUGUGGACACCAGUAUUAUUGCCCUUACUCGAAGUCAGAGAACAAGGAGGUGGUACACUUGUCCACAGUGUGGGAAACAGUUUAAUGAAAGUUCUUACCUUAUUUCUCACCAAAGGACUCACACUGGUGAGAAACCCUAUGACUGUAGCCACUGUGGGAAAAGCUUCAAUCAUAAAACAAACCUCAACAAACAUGAACGAAUCCACACAGGAGAGAAGCCUUAUUCCUGUUCUCAGUGUGGAAAAAAUUUCCGUCAGAAUUCUCAUCGGAGUCGCCAUGAAGUAAUCCAUGUAAGGGAAAGGAUAUUUAAGUGUCCAGAAUGUGGGAAAACCUUCCCAAAAAAUGAAGAAUUUUUGCUUCAUCUGCAGAGUCAUGAGGCUGAGAGACCAUAUAGUUGCAAAAAUUGUGGGAGAAGAUUUGGUCGCCUGUCAAACUGUACCCGACAUGAGAGAACCCACUCAGCAUGUAAGACCCAAAAACAGUAGAAUCAGGGAAAGUCCUGCCUCAGUCUGAGACGUUUUCUAAGGAAUUCUGAAUUUGAAGGUUGCCUAAAAAGAUACACAUACGUGAAAACUUCAUUGCAGCCAAAUUUGGCUGAAAACUCAAAUUCUUAGAAAAUUCCCAGGAAUGGAAGCUUCCUCAGGGGCUGUUGUCCCGUGAGUGGUCAGGCUUUCUGGGCUGAGGAGCUUUCGUUGUGAAGCUGUGUGACAGUGGAUCCCCUUCCCGAGCAAGAUAAUGAGUUUGAAUGAGUCUCUGCGCUAUUUACCUGCAAGGUGAGCAGAGCGACCUUUAUUGAAAGCUUCAUUCCCCAUACAUGAGAACUCACACCUGAGAUAAAGACAUAAUGGAAGAUCCUUUUCUGGGACUGUGCUCCCUUGAUUGAACCAAACUACCAACUUACUCAGCCAAUGGCUUCUAAUAGCAAUUCAUGUAACCCUCUCAGGAUACUUGAGUGUUUGUUUACUCUGGAACGUAGGAAAACUGCAGCAUUUGAAUGUCAAAGACUGACUCUCAUUUGUAUGGGAUCUAAAGUAACUAGGAAUUUCAAUAACAUUUGCAAUUUGUAAAAACUGACUAUUUCACAGAAAUCCUUUUCACAAUAUAAUUUUAAAGUGUCUACUGUUCUUUCUGUAUUUUACCAGCUGUUAGUCUCUCAAACAGCUGUCUAGUGCCUCUCCUUUGCCAAAAGGAGCGUGUGUCACUCAGGUCUGCUGUCUGGUCCUCUAGUGGGAAACUUCAGAAUCUUGUACUUCUCCUGAGCCAAGAUUUCACCUGCCAGGACAGAAACACCAUGGGCUUGAAGAAGAGGGAAAGACCUGUAGGUGGGGAGAAGUCAGCUUGGAUCCAUGGCUAGUAGAUAAACUUCUGUAUUGAUUCAAUUACUUUUUACUCAGUCAUUAGACUUUACCAAUGGGAUGGUCACUACCUCAGAAAGCAGCUUUUACAAAUGAUGUCUCCCGUAGUUAGCUUGUGUUGCUCUUCGACAGACAGAAUUCAAGUGUCUGCUGGAGUGGACGUUUGUCUUCGCUCUCCUGUGCUUACUGUCUAUGGGCCAGGGUGGCCUUCACUGGACGAUCCCAUGGUGCAGUUAGGGACUCUUGGUUAGUUUUGCUUGAUUUGCAUUUUGACUGGAAUGGGGGCAUCCUAUGUGUUAUUUGGAAAAAUCCAUUCACUUCCACAGAUUUCGUUUACCAUCUAGAAA
This is a messenger RNA of Castor canadensis (American beaver), 2175 nucleotides long. The record is from RefSeq and is a predicted model, not a curated record. NCBI's taxonomy places the organism in Eukaryota, Metazoa, Chordata, Mammalia, Rodentia, Castoridae.